AUGAAGUUUGGUAAACAUUUAGAAGCCAGGCAAAUUGAGAUUCCUGAACAUAAUGGUUAUUUCAUAGAUUAUAAGAGUUUGAAGAAACUUAUAAAACAAUUAGCAUUUACCAGUGUGAAACCAACUGAUGAAUCAAAUGCAGUUGAUGAACUUGCUGAUACAGAAGAUAAUAACAUAGAUGGAAUGAAUUCGUUUGAUGAAUCCAUUAUUUACAAAAGAUUACAAGAAAAUCAAUCAUCAUUUUUUUUCAAAUUAGAGAGAGAAUUAGAAAAAGUUAAUUCAUACUAUUUGGAAAAAGAAUUAAAUUUGCAUAUUAAAUACGAUAUUUUACAAAAAAAAUUUGAUAAAUAUAAGAAUCGUGGUAAAUUAACAUCAAAAGAUACUACAUCCUAUAAAAUAUUUCUGGGUGGUAUUAAAAAAUUUCAAAAAGAUUUAGAUAAUUUGGAACAAUACGUUAAGUUAAAUAGAACAGGUUUCUUAAAAGUAUUAAAAAAAUGGGAUAAAAGGUCGCACUCACAACAAAAGGAAUUUUAUUUUGCAACAGUCAUUUCUGUUCAACCUAUAUUCACAAAAAAUGAUAUUUCAGUAUUGAAUGAUUCAAUACUAACAUUAUUAAUCACUUUAGAUGAAAUAUGCAGUCAAUCUUAUGCAAACCCAAAUGGUUCAAAUAUGACUAGAAAUUCAAUAAGAGGAUCUGUAGAUCAUGAAGGAAUAGCUUCGUUAAUGAGAGAUACAAAGAAAAAUGAUACGGUUAACACGGUGCAUGAUGAACUGACUGACAGACAUAGUCCGAUUAAUGUAGUUAAUAAUCAAAUAACAGAUGAUACAAACAAUUUACAGUUAGCUAAUUUUGAUUAUGAAAUGGAAAUUGAAUCGGAAAUCGAAGAUUGGUAUAAAGAAUUAAUUUACAUAGAUAAAAUUAAAGAUGAAACAAGGAAGAAAAAUAUGUUAACAUCAUUUUUUGAUAAUAAAAUUAAAUAUAAUGUUGAACAAUUGAAUAAAAAUAAUGAAGUUGAUCUAAAUAUUAAAUUUCGUGAUUCAACAUCAAAACUAUUUAGUUUAUUGAUCGAUAGUGAACUAUCAGAUGAUGCACUACAGACUUUUUAUGAAUCAGUGAAGUUACACAUUGAUUUAGCCUAUUUCGAUGAAAGUGAUGUAGUUUUUUCCAGAAGAAAUAUUUUACAUGAGUCUGCUAGAUGCAUGGCACACUCUAGACAUUUCAUUUUACAAGAAGCUUUUAAAAGGUUACCUACGGAGGUCUUUCGUAAACUGCUUAAUGCUAAAGAUUCUCAUCUUAGAAUACCUUUACAUUAUGCAUCCGAAUUUGGAAAACUUGAGUUUGUCAAGCUUAUAAUAGCAUCACAAUUAUUAAAUUCUGUUGACGAUUUAGAUAAUAAUUCCCAUACCCCAAUGAGUUUAGCCAUAAUAAAUAACCACAAUGAUAUCGUCAAAACUCUCCUUUUGGAAGGUAAUGCAAAACCAUCACCAGAAUCAGAUGAAAGCUCAAAUCCUCAGUUUGCACCAUUGAUUAUUGCAUGCGAAUCUAACAAUUACGACGCAGCAAAGUUACUAUUACAAAUUGGGUCAAUUGAGGUAAAUAAAACUACAGAUUACAUAGGUUUAGGAUGUCUACAUAUAGUGGCAAAAAGAGGUGGGAGCAAAGAAUUGAUCAAAUUGUUAAUUUCGAAUGGAGCUGAUGCAAAUGGAAUUGAUGAAUUUAAUAAAUGGACCCCGUUAAUAUAUGCAGUUCAAGAAGGGCAUAGCCACGUUGUAACAGAAUUACUUGAUAAUGGCGCAGAUGCAGAAAUUACCGAUGAGAAUGAUAGAGGACCUUUAUUUUAUGCCAUCUGGGAAGGUCAUAUUAAUGUUUUAAAUUUAAUUUUAAAAAAACUGAAUUCAUCGGAUAUCCGUAAAAGAGUGCCAUCAACUAAUGGCACUGUAGCAUCAAAUACCAUUAAAUUAGAUGAUGAUUUCGAUGAAAUACCUGAUUUUGCAUUGCCUCCGCCUAUUAUUCCUUUGAGAAAAUAUGGUCAUAAUUUUUUGGAAAAGAAAACUUUUGUAAAAAUAAUUUUAAAAUCUAAUCAAGAUUUUAUUAAAUUUAACCAAGAUGAUGGUGUACUUUCGCUUCAACCUGGGAGAAUUACAUUGACAUCUAACUCUCCUGAAUCAUUUCCACGUAAUAUUAUAUUGCCCAUCAAGGAAGAAGAGGACAGUGAGAUUAUUUUCCAAGUCGAUUCCUUUGAAAAGUUUAAUGUAGAUUUUGAAAUUUACCCAUCCUAUGGUACGAGACUUCUUGCAAAGACAACCGUUAUACCAAAUAUGUUGAACCUUCAAUCAUUAGAUGGUACAGGAACUGCAUCAAUGCCACUAUUUGAUUAUAAAUUGAAAUAUAUUGGGACUCUAACCGUCGAUUACCAGAUAAUCUUUCCUUGUAAUAUUGUGAAACCAUUGGAUAUAUCAAAAUACGAGACAUAUUGGAAAUCCACUACUAGCGACAAUACUAUUAACAAUUCUAUUCACGAGUUUGUUACAAGUUCCUCUUUAAAAGGUAGUUAUCUUUCGGUCAAAGUAUCUUCUUUAAGAGAUGGUACUGUUGUGGUAACUCCUUCAGUUUAUCUGUUGGUGGGUGGUGUUAAUAUAUUUAUGCUAGAUCUUGACAAGGAACAAUUAGAGAGAAUUAUCGGUUAUGAUAUAGAAAAGAUUCCUGAGUUUAAUAAUUCGAAUGAUUUGAAACAUUAUCUUAAGGACAAAGUUGUAACAUUAGAGAAAUUACUGGCCACCUCGUCCUCUUCCAUUCAAUUAGAUAUACAAGUUGCAUAUCCAACUGAACAAGAAUUUGGUAAAGUCCUACUGAGUGGGACUAAAGUUGUUGACUUGAAUUCCUAUAUAGACACAGUUCUUCUAACAACCUUCGAGCAUAUUAGAGAUUUGCGACAUUCUGGUAAAUCACUAAGAUCUAUUAUGUUCAGUUCAUGCAACAUCCAAGCAUGCUCUAUUAUUAAUUGGAAACAACCAAAUUUUGCAGUUAUAUUCAUUAUAAAUUCAUUAUACAAGCUAAACAAUGAAUUUAUAAUGGAUACUGCCCAUAGAUUAAGAACCAUUAUGCCAAAAUUUGAUACUGUUCUAGAUAAAGAUGAUGGAUAUUAUUGCAUCCAUGAAAAAAUAAAACUAUCUGCUAAUAAUAAUUUAUUAGGUAUAGUCAUUCCAAAUGAGAUAUUACAAAUUUCUCCUCAACUGGCAGAGAUAAUAAGAGCGAACGGAUUACUAUUAAUAAGUUCAAACGUUGAUCAUUCUGAAAGUGUCUCAAUUGAUGACAACAUCAAUGGUGUUUUGGUUGAUUCCGAGUUAGAGUUUAGCAGAAUUAAUUAA
Messenger RNA from Tetrapisispora phaffii CBS 4417, 3369 nucleotides. It is a transcript of the gene PHO81, whose product is annotated as Pho81p. Gene Ontology annotation, molecular function: protein binding; phosphoric diester hydrolase activity. The record is from RefSeq and is a predicted model, not a curated record. NCBI's taxonomy places the organism in Eukaryota, Fungi, Ascomycota, Saccharomycetes, Saccharomycetales, Saccharomycetaceae. The coding region runs from base 1 to 3369 and encodes 1122 amino acids. Gene Ontology annotation, biological process: lipid metabolic process. The transcript has a single exon.